Spea bombifrons (plains spadefoot toad) is the source of this 4320-nucleotide messenger RNA. It is a transcript of the gene USP25, whose product is annotated as ubiquitin specific peptidase 25. Gene Ontology annotation, molecular function: cysteine-type endopeptidase activity; protein binding; cysteine-type deubiquitinase activity. Lineage: Eukaryota; Metazoa; Chordata; Amphibia; Anura; Pelobatidae. The record is from RefSeq and is a predicted model, not a curated record. Bases 225 to 3575 code for a protein of 1116 amino acids. The transcript is spliced from 26 exons. Gene Ontology annotation, cellular component: cytosol; nucleus. Gene Ontology annotation, biological process: regulation of protein stability; protein deubiquitination.
CUGUGCAUGUGAGUGGUAGGAGUGGUGCUGAGCUGCUCGGGAGAGACGGGCGGUGUCAGUGAGCAGCAGCAGCGCGCAGAGGCUGCCAUUCCCAGGCCCGGACAUCCUGCAGCUGAUGGCUAAUGGUCCCGCCAAGCUGCCCCUGACAGCCCUUCGCUUCGCCGACUCUUUCCCGUGUUCGGGGUUUCAGCUGCACAGGCAGGGGCAGGAGGAGGAGCUGGGCCAUGACCGUGGAGCAAAAUGUCCUGCAGCAAAACUCCCAGAAGCACCAGCAGACCUCUUUGAACCAGCUAAGGGAGAUCACCGGCAUUAAUGACCUGCAAGUUCUGCAGCAAGCCCUCAAGGACAGUAAUGGAAAUCUGGAGCUAGCAGUUGCGUUCCUCACUGCAAAGAAUGCCAAGCUUCCUCAACCGGAAGAGGCGACGUACUAUCAGACCGCUCUCCCCAACAAUGACAGAUACAUCAGCGUGGGCAGCCAGGCCGAUACCAAUGUUAUUGACUUGACCGGAGAUGAUAAGGAUGACCUCCAGAGAGCGAUUGCAUUGAGUCUAGAGGAGUCCAAUAGGACCUUCAGGGAGACGGGAAUUACAGACGAGGAACAAGCCAUCAGCAGGGUUCUGGAAGCCAGCAUAGCCGAGAACAAGGCAAGUCUGAAGCGGACACAUACAGAAGUAUGGAGCGACUCCCCGAACCCCUAUGACAGAAAGCGGCAGGAAAACUGUCCCGUUGGGUUAAAGAAUGUUGGAAACACGUGUUGGUUCAGCGCUGUCAUCCAGUCUUUGUUCAAUCUGUUGGAGUUCCGCAGGCUGGUGUUGAACUUCAUCCCGCCCGUGACUGCUCAGGAUGUGCCUCGAAAUCAAAAGGAACAUAGGAAUAUGCCUUUUAUGCGUGAGCUGCGGUACCUUUUUUCACUUCUGGUCAGUUCCAAACGGAAAUACGUGGACCCGUCACGGGCCGUGGAGAUCCUUAAAGAUGCUUUUAAGUCCAAUGAUUCCCAGCAGCAAGAUGUGAGCGAAUUCACCCACAAACUGUUAGAUUGGUUGGAAGAUGCUUUCCAGAAUAAGGCGGAAGAGGAGAGAGAUGGAGAAAAGCCAAAGAACCCUAUGGUGGAAUUGUUUUAUGGGCGAUUCUUGGCAGUUGGGGUGCAUGAAGGAAAGAAAUUUGAGAAUACAGAGAUGUUCGGACAGUACCCUCUCCAGGUUAACGGCUUUAAGGAUCUCCACGAGUGCCUGGAAGCUGCCAUGAUAGAAGGCGAGAUCGAGUCGUUACACUCGGAGAACUCGGGCAAAUCAGGACAAGAGCAUUGGUUCACGGAGCUCCCUCCGGUGUUGACGUUUGAGCUGUCCCGGUUUGAGUUUAAUCAGGCUCUGGGAAGGCCAGAGAAAAUCCACAAUAAAUUGGAGUUCCCGGCCUGUUUGUAUAUGGACAGGUACAUGCACAAAAACAGGGAAAUCACCCGACUCAAACGCGAUGAAAUCAAGAGACUGAAGGAGCACCUCACUGUGUUACAGCAGCGGCUCGAACGGUACUUGAGUUAUGGCUCUGGCCCCAAACGCUUCCCGCUGGCAGACGUGUUACAAUAUGCCCUGGAGUUUGCGUCUAGCAAGCCGGUUUGCACUUCCCCGGUGGAUGAUAUUGAUGCAAGUGCGCCACCUAGUGGCUCUGCGGGAACACAACCCAUGUCCAGCUCAACGGAGAGUCAGGGGCCGUCUUCAUCGGCUGAGCCGCAGCCCAGCCAGCGAUCUGUCAUCCACAAACCGUUCACGCAGUCCCGAAUACCCCCAGAUCUUCCUAUGCACCCUGCGCCGAGGCACAUCACCGACGAGGAAUUAUCCGUGUUAGAGGGCUGCUUACACCGAUGGAGAACUGAAGUGGAAACCGAUACAAGAGAUUUGCAGGAUAGUAUCGGUAGAAUACACCGAACCAUAGAGCUUAUGUAUUCUGACAAGCUGAUGACCCAAGUUCCAUACAGGUUGCACGCUGUUCUAGUCCACGAAGGCCAAGCCAACGCAGGACACUACUGGGCUUAUAUUUUUGAUCAUCAUGAAAAGAGAUGGAUGAAAUACAAUGAUAUUUCCGUCACUAAGUCGUCCUGGGAAGAAUUGGAGCGGGAUUCUUUUGGGGGGUACAGGAACGCCAGCGCCUAUUGUUUGAUGUAUAUAAAUGAUGGUGAAAAGCAUCUAAUACAAGAGGAGUAUGACAAGGAGACAGGCCAGGUCCUCACCGGGAUGGACACGCUACCCCAUGAUCUACGGGAAUACGUCAAGGACGAUAACAGACACUUUGAGAAGGAACUUGAAGAAUGGGAUAAGGAGCAGCUCCGGAAGGCAGAGCAAGAGAAGAUGCUUAUUUCUCAGAAAACACUGAAGCCAGCUCCAUCCGCUGCUCCGGCAGCUGCACUGAAAGAGCCGGAAUAUAUGGAGCAGCCAACAAGACCCGAACUUUCAAGUGAAAUUAAAGAAGAAACCGCCAGCGCGAUAACGCGAGCCGUCACAGACUCGGAGGAUAAAGGUCCCGAGGCUGUCCUGCGCACGCCUACUGAUAGCACCUCAGUUCCUCCAGCUCCUAGCCAGCGAGUUGUAGAGGUGGCGAUUCCUCACGUAGGGACUUUUGUUAUUGAGUCAGAGGAGGGGGGUUAUGACGAUGAGGUCAUGAUGACCCCGAAUAUGCAAGGUAUAAUCAUGGCCAUAGGUAAAUCCAGGAAUGUGUAUGACAGGUGUGGGCCCGAAGCGGGGUUCUUUAAGGCAAUCAAAACAGAAUAUGCACGGCUACUGAAAUUGGCACAAGAGGAUCCUCCUCCGGAGAUCGAUUACCGCCUGCAGCAUGCAAUCGUUUACUUCAUCCAGAGCCAAGCACCAAAGAAAAUCAUCGAGAGGACCUUACUGGAGCAGUUCGCUGAUCGCAACCUGAGUUUUGAUGAACGGUGCCACAACAUAAUGAAGGUGGCUCAAGCUAAACUUGAAAUGAUAAAACCCGACGAGGUGAACAUGGAGGAAUACAAGCGAUGGCACAAGGAUUACCGGACCUUCAGAGAGACCACGAUGUACAUCUUGAUAGGCCUGGAGCUCUUUCAGAAUAAGAGUUAUGCCGAAGCCUUGCUCUAUCUCAUUUACGGCUAUCAGUAUAACAAAGAGCUGCUUUCUAAAGGUGUAUACAGAGGCCACGACGAGGACCUGAUAUCACACUACAGGAGGGAGUGUUUCCUGAAAAACAAUGACCAAGCAGCGUUGUUGUUUGAAUCUGGAGAGAUGGAGAAAGUCAACAAUGGUCUGACGUUGAUGAAUGAGCUUGUUGUGCCAUGUUUGCCGUUACUGUUGAUCGAUGAGACCGAUGAGAAGGAUAUCGUUGCUGUAGAAGACAUGAGGAAUCGUUGGUGUUCAUACCUUGGACAAGAAAUGGAACCCAACUUGCAAGAAAAGCUCACCGAUUUUCUGCCAAAAUUGCUCGAUUGUUCAACAGAAAUUAAAGGCUUCAACGAUCCGCCAAAGCUUCUCGCUUUUUCAACCCACGAACUGUGUGAGCGAUUUGCCCGAAUCAUGUUAUCGCUGAGCCGGACGCCGGCCGACGGGAGAUAAAAAUUAGCACCUUCUUACGCACAUUGUAUAGACAUUGGUUUUCAUUUUUUUUUUAUUUUCUUUUAGUUUUAACUCAUGCCUUCCUGUCACAAGGUUUGCUUCGUUGCUGCUAUAGUUUAUUUUUAUUUUAUUUUUUUUUAAACUUUUUUCAUGUUACAGAAUGCUAUUUGUCAUAAUAACUGUACAGACGUUGCUGACAUAUGCAUGGCGUUUAUUAUUUUUUAUUAUUAUUUUUGGCAGAAUCGACGCAACCAAAACAUUUAGGGCAAGACUGCUUGGCUUGCCGCACUUCUGUUGACAGUAUUACCUUUGCUUUUAUCGACAAAAGAAAAAAACAACCUCAUUUUAUCCCCACCUUUUUUAAGCUUGGGUUUUCCUGUAACAGCAGCCAUUUUAAUUACCCGGCGCCAUGUAAAAAUACAUGGUGCCUGGUAGCUUGUAAAUGAAAUUUGAAGAAUAAAGUUUUAUUUAUGGCUACUACUGUUUGCAAAAAAAAAAAAAAAAGGAAAAAUGAAAAAUAAGCUGUACAUUUAUGUAUGAAUAGAUGAAUAUUUUUGAUGAGAUGAUCAACAUCUAAUGGAUGAGUUUGUAAGUAAAAUAAUCAGUUUAUUGAUUCUUAAAUCAAAUAAUGCUGAAGGAUAUUUGUUUCGAUUCCAAAGCAGUUAAUGUUACUUUUUUAUUUUAUUUUAUUUUUUAUUUUAGAAGAUUAGCACAUUAUUUCUGAAAUAAAUUUUGCUCUUUUAAA